AUGGCCUCCGUCAUUGACGCUCAGUUUGAGCACUACCAUGCCCCAAACACGCUGGGCGUCCAGAAUUCUACGCCGAGAAUCUCGUGGAAGAUCAAAGAUGUGACCGGCUCGUUCAAGCAAGCUAGCUACGAGAUCGAGGUGAGCGAUGGCAACGCCAAUCAGCAACAACGCCUUGCUUUGACUGCGAAACGAACGUCAAGUCUCUCAACGCUCGUUCCAUGGCCCUUCGACCACACUCUUCGCUCGCGGCAGAACAUAUCCAUCAGAGUAAGACUCUAUGACGACAAGGAUAACGUUACUCCUUGGAGCGAACCGGCACAUCUCGAAGUUGGCCUGCUCGAGCGCAGUGAUUGGCAAUGUCAGCGUAUUGCUGCUCCUUGGGGCCCUGGUACUUCUCAACCAGACCCAGAACAGCUCUACCGGAAGGAGUUUCAGAUUUCCAGCGAAAUUGAGCAGGCGAGGCUCUACAUCACGUCUCAGGGCGUUUACGAAGCUGAGGUCAACGGCCAACGCAUCGGCGACUACUUCCUCGCUCCCGGGUGGACUGCCUAUGACAACAGACUACAGUACCAGACAUAUGAUCUCACGUCAGCACUCGUUGAGGGCGCCAACUGCAUUGGAGUACGUCUUGCUGAGGGCUGGUUUUCUGGUCGGAUCGGCUUUGAGGGAGGCCAUCGAAAUAUCUGGGGCCCUCACACUGCUCUUUUGGCACAGCUCGAGAUUUUCUACGCCAACGGUCAUUCUGAGAUCAUCGUCUCUGAUGGUUCUUGGGCUGUGACCAAGGGCCCUAUCAAGCUGGCCGAGAUUUACGACGGCGAAAAGUACGACGCCCGGGAUGAGAUCCCAUCCUGGUCAACCCCCGCGAUGGACAAGUCAGCCUCCAACUGGGACCCUGUUCUGGUUAUGGAGAACCUACCUCCGGAGAUCGAGCUGACAGCUGGCUACGGAGAGCCCGUUCGCCGGGUUGAAGUGAUCAAACCCCUGGAGAAGAUCAUUACACCAUCUGGAAAGACCAUCCUCGACUUUGGCCAAAACCUGGUCGGAUAUCUUCGCCUUCGAAACAUCAAAGGUCCUCGUGGACACAAGAUCACGCUUCGCCAUGCCGAAGUCCUAGAGAACGGAGAACUUGGCACGCGUCCGCUCCGCAUUUGCAAGGCGACCGACGAGUAUACCCUGAAAGGUGAUGAGGGUGGCGAGUCCUACGAGCCUCGAUUCACAUUUCACGGGUUCCGAUACGCCGAGAUUGAUGGAUGGGUCGGUGAUCUGAACUUGGAGUCAAUCGAAGCCGUCGUCUGCCAUACUGAUAUGAAGCCCGUUGGUGAAUUUGAGUGUUCGGAGCCCUUGCUCAAUCAACUGUACAAGAACGUCGUCUGGGGAAUGCGAGGAAACUUCCUAUCCGUUCCCACUGAUUGCCCUCAACGCGACGAAAGACUCGGUUGGUCCGGAGACUUGGCCCUCUUCGCCCCGACUGCGACUCUCAUCUACGACUGCUUCGGCAUGUUGAAGAACUGGCUGAUUGACCUGGAGCACGAUCAAACUAUUCUUGGGGGAGUACCGCCCAUGGUCAGCCCCAACUCAACUAUCCCAGAUCCUAUCUGGUGUAGGAGAGUGCCUUGUGCUAUUUGGCAUGAUGUCACGAUUCUUGCGCCUUGGGCUCUUUAUCAAGAGACGGGGGAUGAGAGUAUCCUUGCGCAGCAGUACAAUAGCAUGACGACUUGGAUGAAGGUGCUCCCACGAAAAGACCAUUUGUGGGAUCCGAAGCCGUUUCAACUGGGAGACUGGCUUGACCCAGCAGCACCUCCCGAUGCCCCAUGGAAGGGAGCGACGGACGCCAAAAUGGUGGCCAACAUGUUUCUCAUCCAGAGUCUAGACUUAAUGGUCAAGAUAUCAGCCAUACUCGGCCAUCACGACGAGAGUGCCAAGUUCCAAGCCGAGUCCGACGCUGCUCGGGGCGCAUUCCAAGAUGAAUACGUCACACGCAACGGACGUCUAGUCUCCGACUCUCAAGCGGCAUACGCUUUGGCAAUUUGUCUAAACGUUCUUUCCCCUGCACAGAAGAAACACGCGGCGGAUAGACUUGCGUGGCUGGUGCGAAAGAACAACUUCAGGAUCGGAACAGGCUUUGCUGGAACACCGUAUCUCUGCGAAGCUCUCGCCUCCACAGGCCAUUCCCAAGUUGCUUAUGCCACGCUGCUUGAGAAAGGCUGCCCCUCAUGGCUUUACCCCGUUACCAUGGGUGCAACUACCAUGUGGGAGAGGUGGGAUAGCAUGCUACCGGAUGGUUCCAUCAAUCCAGGCGAGAUGACUUCGUUUAACCACUACGCCUUCGGUGCCAUUGCCAAGUUUCUGUACGAAAGACUUGCCGGACUACAGCGGGUCGAGCCAGGGUGGAAACGAUGCCGAAUUGCUCCCACUAUUGGGGCUGAAUUUACAAGUGCCUCAGCAUCUCACAUUACUCCUUACGGCAAGAUUUCCUGUUCUUGGGAGACAUCACCAGUUAUGGAGUCGCCUCAGAGCGAGAGCAUCAGGUUUCGGGUCACAGUGCCCCCCAAUACUACUGCUGAAGUGGUUAUUCCUGGGAAGGAUGGAGAGAGAACGGAAAUUGUAGGGUCCGGCGAGUGGGAUUUUGAGUCUGUUUUUGAAAGAGACGGCUCAUGGCCAGUCUUGGCCUUGCCACCAAAGUCUUAG
Molecule: messenger RNA, 2688 nt
Organism: Fusarium falciforme
Lineage: Eukaryota; Fungi; Ascomycota; Sordariomycetes; Hypocreales; Nectriaceae
Product: Alpha-L-rhamnosidase
Exons: 2
Coding region: 1-2688 (895 amino acids)
Biological process (GO): carbohydrate metabolic process
Source: RefSeq, a predicted model, not a curated record